Molecule: messenger RNA, 1752 nt
Organism: Ochlerotatus camptorhynchus
Lineage: Eukaryota; Metazoa; Arthropoda; Insecta; Diptera; Culicidae
Gene: Sirt2
Product: Sirtuin 2
Exons: 4
Coding region: 116-1591 (491 amino acids)
Cellular component (GO): nucleus
Molecular function (GO): histone deacetylase activity, NAD-dependent; NAD+ binding
Source: RefSeq, a predicted model, not a curated record
CCAAGCAAGACCGAAGAAAACGUAGUUCAAACUGAAUAAUAAAUUUUUUAGUAUCUUCGGGAAGCACCUAUCCACCAAGCUUCUUCCGUUUGCUCGUGGUUCGUACAACUUCACUAUGUCUGCCGAAAAUCCGAUGCCAGAUGUCGUUGGCGGUACCGAAGGUUCAAAAUUGAUGAGGGAAAACUUAAACAACAAACUCCCGAUCGGUGGUGAAGCUAGCAGCAGUAGUAAUGGUGUAACCACUAAAGCUGGAAACCCCGAUGUGGCAUUCGGUGAAGGUAAUCACAGCUCAGCGGAUCGACAGCCAUCAUCCGUGCAGCCAAAACCGGAUUUCUCCCAGUUUGAUGAUAGUGAAGAUGAAGAACAUUACCACAGUGGUGGCUUACAUUCGGACAACAUCAGCAUUGAAAGAAUUAGGCAAUACCUUUCGGACAAAUUGGGUUUCUACACUACUGAUAACUAUGACGACAAGGAUGGUGCUCCCAGGAAGAGGGUACUGGAUACGGUGGACAUAGACGGGGUCAUCAAGCACUGGAAGAACGGUGGCUUCAAAAAGAUCGUAACGAUGGUGGGGGCCGGAAUUUCUACUUCUGCAGGAAUACCAGACUUCCGGUCACCGGAUACAGGAUUGUACAACAAUCUACUGAAGUACAACCUUCCAUAUCCGCAAGCAAUCUUUGAGUUGGAAUACUUCUACCAGAACCCGAAACCAUUCUUCCAGCUGGCCAAGGAACUCUAUCCGGGUACAUUUAAACCGACGCCAUCACACUAUUUUGUAAAACUGCUGGAGGAGAAAGGGCUUCUGAUACGACACUAUACGCAAAACAUUGACACACUGGAGCGCAUUGCCGAAAUAAACGAAGAAAAGAUAGUGGAAGCUCACGGAACGUUCUUUACCAAUCAUUGUUUGCAGUGCAGAACAGAGUAUUCUUUGGAGUUUGUUAAAGAAAAGAUUUUUUCGGACGAGAUACCGACCUGUUCAUGCAACGGGGUUAUCAAACCGGACAUUGUAUUCUUCGGAGAAGGCCUUCCGGAACGGUUCCACGUUCUACCGCAUAAAGACUUCGUCGACUGUGAUCUGCUGAUCAUCAUGGGCACAUCCCUGACAGUACAGCCAUUUGCAUCGUUAGUCGAAUAUGUGAACGAUGAUUGCGUUCGGCUGCUGAUAAACCGGGACAAGGUCGGUAACGGAGGAUUUGGAUUUUUACGUUCGAUGAUGUUUGGUGAAGGACUGUGCUUCGAUUUGCCCGGUAACCGAAGGGACGUCGCGUGGACCGGUGAUUGUGAUGAUGGGUGCUUCUUUCUCGCUGACAAGUUAGGAAUGGGGGAUGAACUGCGAGAAAUGAUCAAACGGGAACACGCCAAGUUGGACGCAGUUCAACACAAGCAUUUCCUUAUAAUGGAACCGAACGUAGCUACGACGUCUUCUCCGCAGCAAAUUCACGACAGUGAGGAAGCCAUGAUACACGAAGCUCAUCCAGCUACAGACGCGUCUAUACCAGACUUGGUUCCAGUGGAUCUACAUCAUGACGAAAUGAAGGAUCAUGGCGCGGGCAAACCGGAGGUGGCGAGUGAAGCCAAGAACGAUUGAACGGGUACAAACGAAUCGUUAACCAAUAUUGUAAAGUGCAAGAGAAAACCUUUUGUAAAAGGGAAAAGUAUAAGGAAGAUAAGUAAUUUUAACCACUAGGAAACAAAAUACACACGGACCUUGCAAUCAAACUCCAAUUCAUGUUAAUAUAAUACGGUUCA